Molecule: messenger RNA, 7416 nt
Organism: Orbilia oligospora ATCC 24927
Lineage: Eukaryota; Fungi; Ascomycota; Orbiliomycetes; Orbiliales; Orbiliaceae
Exons: 2
Coding region: 1-7416 (2471 amino acids)
Cellular component (GO): cytoplasm
Source: RefSeq, a predicted model, not a curated record
AUGGUGAACAGUAACGACGAUAGACAAUCUGCGCAUGGGCAAGGCGGCUCGCAUAAACCUUCAGAGUUUACGCAGCCUCAGUCGGAUAAUACGCCCCAAAGGAAUUCCCCUGGAAGCAAGACAUGGGAACCCCUAUACCAAGGCCAGAAGAUACCGGAGCUGGGUGUGUCGUUCAACACUUCAGGGAAAGGCGGAGGUGGUCUUCGAGCCAUCGGAGAAACGUUUAAAGUUAACUCGUCAAAUGGCACAUUGGAUCUAAGUAUUCCUAUUCACACUUCGCCAGGACGUUCUGGUUUUGGGCCCUCGUUAUCGCUCUCUUAUAGCUCUGGGAGCGGCAAUGGUCCCUUCGGAAUUGGCUGGAGCCUUUCCGCAGGCGAAAUAAGCCGCAAAACAUCCCACCGCAUUCCGGUAUAUGACGAUUCGGACACCUUUUUGAUGAACGGAGGGGAAGAUCUCGUUCCUUUAGAGGGUCCAGACGGUAGGCUAGAUACCUAUACAGCCGGUGGAUUUGUAGUUCAAUCAUUUCGACCUCUCAUAGAGACUGCUCCAACGCUUAUCGAACAAUGGACGAAUCUUACUGAUGCAGGAGAUGUGCAUUGGAGAACAGUAUCCGAAGGCAAUAUCACAACAAUAUACGGGCUCACUGAUGAGUCCCGUAUCUUUGUUAGUAAAGGAAGUAAAAAGCAAGUAUAUUCAUGGUUGGAGUGCCAAACUUAUGAUGGAUGGGGUAAUGCGAUGGAGUUUAAGUAUAAAGGAGAAAACAGAACGGGCGUCGACCUAUUGUUACCUCACGAGCAGGAGCGGGGGGAUGACAUACGUCAAAGAGCGAGGUAUUUGAAAACAAUAAAUUAUGGAAACCGCAAGCCAGCCCGGGCAGUGGAUAAUGACGGCAAAUGGGCAAUUCUCCCGUUUGAAACAAUGGAAUGGCUAUUCCGAGUCGUGCUAGAUUAUGGCGAGCACGACGAGACGAAACCUACGGCUCAGGAAGUUGCUGAAUGGUCCGUCAGACGGGACUCAUUUUCUAGAUACAAGAGUGGUUUUGAAAUAAGAGAGUACCGUCUCUGUAAACGAAUAUUGAUGUUUCAUCAUAUUAAGGAGCGGCUUCAGGUUGAAGAUUGUCUUAUUUCAUCGACUAGUCUCACUUACAAUGAGAAUCCUGCAGCUUCCUUAAUUUCUUCCGUCACUUAUCAGGCAUACAAAAUUCACAGCGAUGAAUCCAAUACUCAGCAUACCAUACAGACACUACCGCCAUUGGAAUUCUCAUAUUCGAAAGUCACUGCGCUGGAGAAUGUCAGCGUUAAAUCAAUCACUACAGGUCUAGCAGAUAGAGUUGAUGUGUCGCAAGCAGUCAACAGUGUACAAUGGAUUGACUUAGACGGGGAUGGUACCCCCGGGAUGCUGUUGUGUUAUGAAAAUGGAGGUUGGUUUUACCAACGGAAUCUAGUUCCAAUCGACGAAGAAAAAAACGUUAGUAAUGGCGCACUUGGUCCAACUCGCCUAUUGAAAUGUCAGCCAAAUCUGCAUGUAACUUCCUUUAACGACUUAGAUGGAAGUGGAUAUCUUGACGCCGUCUGUAUUGACGAGCAGACUGGUAUCGCAGGCUAUUUCCAGAGAACUGAAGAUGACGGAUGGUCGGAUUUUAAACCUUUUCAAUCGUGGCCAAAUAUCAACUCUAACGAUCCGCAGUUGCGGGUUGAUUUGACAGGGGAUGGUCGUCCAGAUAUUUUGAAAACUGAAGAUAAUCCACACGCGUUUUUAUGGUAUCCGUCCCUAGCAAAAUCGGGUUAUGACGUUGGAAGACACGCUUGGAAUUUGCAUCAACUCCCACAAUUAGUGUCUUCGGAUCCAAGAAUCGGGAUAUAUCUGGCAGAUAUGUCUGGCAGCGGGUCUGAAGAUAUUGUGCACGUUCAGAACGGGUGUGUCUCCUACUGGCCAAAUCUAGGAUACGGAAGAUUUGGUGCUGAGAUUAAGAUGUCAAAUUCACCAAAUUUCGAUUACGAGGUAGAUUUCUCUUCGAACCGAGUCUAUUUCCUCGAUAUCGACGGAAGCGGCACCUCCGACAUGAUCCAUAUAGACCCUACCGGGGCAGCAACCGUGUACUACAACUAUUGUGGGAACGAGUGGAGCAAAGGGGAAAUGGUUUUUACACUCGACCCAGAAGCAACUCCCCUCACGCUGGAUAUACUUGGAAAUGGCACAGCUGCACUGUGUUGGACGAACUUUCGAAGUGCUCACCCAAAUAAAAUAUAUUACAUCGAUUUCAUGGGAGGGAGAAAGCCACAUCUUCUUACCAACUACAAAAACGGCAUGGGUUGUGAAACCUCAGUGAAGUAUAAACCAUCCUCGUACUACUUCUUAGCCGACGAGCUGGAGAAACAGCCAUGGACAACCAAACUCCCAUUUCCGGUACAAUGCGUCUCUGAGGUAUCUGUGGAAGACAAGAUCGCUAUGUCGCUAUUUGUGAGCAGAUAUCGAUACCACGAUGGUUACUUCGACGCAAAAGAGCGUGAAUUUCGAGGAUUUGGGAUGGUCGAGGAGAUUAGUGAGGACACCUUUUUCACCAACUCUACGACGCCCUUUAAACCCCCACCGAAGAACAAGAAAGUUUGGUAUCAUACAGGCUCAAUCGCCUUGAGUCAAAAUCUUAAGUAUGGCGAAGGAAGGCUCAGGCCAUCAAAGAUUCCGAAAGGGCUACCCUAUGACGAUGAAUAUUACGCCUGGAGAGCACUGAAAGGGAUGGAACUACGACAAGAAGCCUACGGACAAGAUGGCUCUACGAAAUCCGCAUCUCCAUACAAUGAGACCGAGACAAGGUAUAACGUACGUAUGUUACAGGCCAGUCGAGACCGGCCUCAAAAAUCGGUCUCAACCCAAAGCGCCAUUUGGGGGGAUCGAGAUCGUUUUCCGGCUACCUUCCGGGUCGAACCCCUCGAAUCGAUAGCCUGUCACCACGAACGGGCGUAUGAAGAUACUAGAAUCUUGCACGAAAUGACUCUCGAUGUUGAUCUAUUCGGAAAUCCUACAGCCACCUUGUCUAUUGCAUACGGACGGCAGCGAAGCGAUCUCUCGGACGAAGUUGACAAAGAGGCCCAAGAAGAGGACACCGUCGAGCUCCACGAGGACAAAUAUGCAUCCGCCACCAAUGAUAAAGCAGGGCUCCGUGCCUCCGCACACGUUAGCAGUCGAACUUCGCGAAUUUUUGGGCUCUCUCGUGAGAAGGGCCAGUUACUUGAUAUUGAGAAAGUUGCUAAGGAUCAGAAUUCAAUAAUCCGUUUAGCGAAAGAAGAAUCCCUAAACGGCCACAAAAAUAAUAAAGGUGCAACGGCAGUCGAGGUCUCAAAAGUCUUAAUCGCGGAAUCUAGGCUAUAUUUCAAGAAUGGAGAUAUGACGGCUCAGCUCCCAUUAGGGAGUAUGGAUCUAUUCUCCGUGGUAGACCAAAGCUACAUCUUGAGUAUAGAUGAUGGGCUUAUUAAACAAGCGUAUGGACCUCAAGAGACUGUUUCCGAUUAUUCGCUUUCGGCUCUCUUGGAGACAGGGGGUUUCAAACAUCUCGAUGAUGACAAGACAUCCUGGUGGAUUCCUUCAGAGAAGUUCAUGUUCUCAGAGAAUGAUGAUACCAAAAGUCAACUAGAGAGUGCCAGAACAAAUUUUUACAUCCCCGCCGUCGCCGUGAGCGCUCUCGGCUAUAGGGAGAAAGUUGAUUUAGAUCCAUUCCAUCUCCUCCCGAUCCAAAAAUCCGACAAUUUAGGAAACCUCGCCACAGCUAGCUACGACUACGCUCGACUUCAAGUGACGGAGCAUACAGACCAAAACAUGAACCGCCAGUCAUUCUCAAUAGAUGCUUUUGGCUCCGUAGUUGGGAUCGCUCGUCAAGGAAAGGUAUCGGAACAAAUCGGCGACUCGCUGGAAGGAUUUAACGCGAUCUUACCCAAUGAUGAGAUUCUGGCGUUCAUUAAAGACCCCACCACUGACAUGGCCGCCACACUCCUAGGAAAAUCUUCUUGGCGUAUAAUUCAAUGUCCUAAUGGCUACUAUGCUUCUUCAAAAGAUUCAGGCCUGAGCACUACGCCAUCCUUCGAGGCAUUGGUAUCUAGAUCAUACCACUACGCGGAUAAACAGACGGAAGAUCGAGACGGUAUAUCAAUAGUCAUAACUUGCUUUGAUGGAAGUGGGCAUGAAAUUGAAAAAGCCAGCUUAGUCACAGAAAAGAACGAAACCACUGCCAGGAUGUGGCGUAAAUAUGCAAGGACAGCAAGGAACAGGGCAGGCACGCCCAUUCGCAUAUAUCAUCCAAGCUUAUCCCCAUCGCACAUGUUCGAUUUUAAAAUACCUGAUACGGCCCUUUCAUUCACAUACGUUUUGGACGGCUUGGAUCGCGUGGCGGCUGUAAUGAAUCCCGACAAAACGUGGACAAAGACUGUUUUUGCUGCAUGGGCGACUUCAGAGUACUGUGCUGCCUCUACAAUCAAGAUCUCCGACCCGAGAUCUGAUCAAGACGUCGGACCAAUUAUCCAAACGCUCGAUGAGCAAUGUUAUUUGCCGACCUGGAGCCAAAUACAGGAAGCCAGCACGGAGAAAUGGAAGCAGAACGCUGCGUCGAAAAGUGCCGCCUACGGGACUUCACCGACGAUAUCGUAUUAUGAUCCAGACGGCCGAGAAAUCUUGCAUACCCGCCAGACAAAGGACGGAAACCUUUUAAAGACGAGGUUUCGAUAUGAUACGAUAGGCCUUCGAAGCGAGGUGGAAGACUGUAGGGGUCGACUGAUCGAAACACGUCUUCACGAUUACCAAGGUCACCUCCUCAAACAUGGUCUGAUGGAUAAGGGCUACGAUUGGACCCUCUACAACAUCGCCGGUUUGCCAAUCCUGACUCGGAAUGGUACUGGCGUGUACACUAAGCACUCGUACGAUGUUCUCGGGAGGCUAGUGAGCAAGGAGGUUAAGAAGAGCGGCGCACUGGCAAUUCUUGCAGUGAAAAUUGCAUAUGGCGAUGAGCUCGAGCCUAGCCAGACGGACCCAGUGUCCAAAAACCUUCGGGGACAAAUCGUUUCCGUUCGUGACCAGUCAGGGCUCAGUCGGAAUUUAGCCUUCGAUUUUAAGGGCAAUUGCGUUCGAGAAUCGAGAGCACUUGCUGUUGAAUAUCGUACUGACAUCGAUUGGAACAAAACACCAGACUUAGAUAUGGCCCUCGAAACAGUAGCGGAGUUUGACGCCCUAGAUCGGCUAGCGGUAGUAACUAACAGCAUUGGCAACUCUACCAAGAGGAGGUUCAACAAACAGGGUAAUCUAGAAUUCGUCGCGUGGCGUCAAUCAGUAGACAAGCAAUGGCGAACUAUGGUGUCAAACAUCGAGUAUGCCGAGGAUGGACAAGUCUUGAAAAUCGACUACGGCAAUGGAGCCCAUACCGAAAAUACUUACGAUGAAGCAUCAAGAAUGUUGAUUCACAGAAAAGUAUGGCGGGAAAGGGGUACCAUCUUGGAAGAUGUAUCGUACUUCUACGACUGCAUCGGAAAAAAAACCUAUGAGAUUGAUGCAGCGCAGGAAACCGCUUACUUCAACAACAACGUCGUGAAGGCGGAAAAAGAUUUUACCUAUGACGAACUUGGCAGGUUAAUUCAAGCGAAAGGAAGAGAGCAAGUCUAUACAGGUAAUGGGAGUCAGAAGGGAUUCAGGGCCCCGACUUCUGGCUUUCCGGGAUCGAAAAAUCAGAUUCCUUCUUCUAACUGCGAGCUUGCUAUGUACCAAGAGGCCUAUGAGUAUGACGAGACUGACAAUCUGCUAUCUCUCAAACACCAAUCUGCAGAGAACUCUUCAAUCUCUGGCUGGACCAGAGUUUAUACAUAUCAGGAAGAUAACAUUCUCGACCAAGGCAAAACGAAAGGAAAUCGCUUGAGCGAGACAUCGUACCCUGGGAAGACAGAAAGGUUUACGUAUGAUGACCAUGAGACCGAUGAACGAAUUGAGUCAUUAUCGACUAUAGAUACCGAAGUUCAGUCACAAGAUAAGCCACAGAAAUACAGCUAUCAAGACUACGCCGGUGGAAUAGGGUGUAUUACGUCUUUCCCAGGAUAUCCAAGCCUCGGCUGGGACCACGAGAGCCAGCUCCGCUCUUCCGUAAGACAGAUAUACCGUGAUGGUACGCCACAGACGACUUGGUACACCUACGACUACCGCGGAGUUAGGACUCGUAAGGUUACAGACAGGGCAGCCCAGAAGGGCGAGCCGUUAAGAAAACUGCAAGAGACAAUAUAUAAUGGCAGCCACAUUAUCCAUCAAGUUUUCAACGGAAACGGGAGGGAUGUCAAAACUCGCACAGAUUCAUCGGAAGUAGGGGGUACCAUAGGGCAUUUUGCAGUCAUAGAACAACUGAGCAGCUCAGAUCCCCUUAUUCGAUAUCAAGCCAACAAUAGCCUUGAACUGGAUGAUUCGGGGGCAAUUGUGUCGUAUCAGGAAUAUUCACCGUUCGGCGCACCGACGUACGCAGCGCGGAGAAGCGAGAUAGAGGCACCCAGGCGGUACAGAUUUGCUGCUUAUGAGAGAGAUAACGAAACAGGGUUGUACCACUGCGGCGCCAGGUAUUAUGCUGUUUGGCUCGGUCGUUGGAUAUCUCCGGAUCCUGUUGGGUUAGAAGACGGUCCAAAUCUAUACGUUUAUGUCGGCAAUGACCCUGUCAAUUACCAGGAUCCAGAAGGUACCAUGAAAGGAGGUGAGAAAGGCGCGAAACAUCCGAGAGGCAACCGAGCUACAGAAAACGAGAAUAAAACAGGAAAUACUACAGAACACGAAUCGGGUGGCCCAGAGAAGCAAGGGAUCAAGCUAAAGAAAAAAAAGAAAAAUAAGACAAAUAACGCCAUCAAACUUUAUGAAAAAAUAAAGCGGCUCCGGGGGCUAUAUGGCGAGCAGGUUAGUGAUGGUGAACGCCAAAAACUUCGAGACAGGAAACGAAACGGGGGUCGCUGUAGGAUCCCAGAUAGCUCGUCGGAAGCUUAUGGCGCGCUAAGCACGGAAUUGUAUCAGAAACACCAACUUGAUGCGAGCAGAUUGAUGAACGAUGUAAAAAAUAAUUAUCAACUAGAAGGUGUGAGCUUCGAACAAGCUAAAAUUGUCGCGAAGGGUUCAGCUGUUGCAGAGGAUAAAAUCUUACUUCAGCCAAAAUUUGAACGCAAACAGGGGCAGGAAAACCUAAAGCAACAAAUUGGUGGCUCUUUCGGGGAGUUAGCCAACAAAAUAACAAAUAUAAUAACGAAAUUAAACGACGUUGUCAGUGGAAGAGAAAAAGUGGAACUAGCGAUGCUGAGGGACAAAGAGGUGACGGGUUAUGACUCCCGUCACGCUGAAGCCGCGACAAGCAUCAGGAACAAAGUCAUCCCAGCCUGGAGCUCGCUCCUCGAAAGAGUACAGACGCCGAGGCGAUAA